UUAUAGUUGAAUGAUGAGUACCCUAAGCCCCAAUGGUUUGGGGACCCUACAGAUUAAAUGGGAUCCCAAAAAUUUGGAGAUUCGUACCAAAUCAGUAGAAAAAACACUGGAGCCCUUGGUCACACAGGUGACAACAUUGGUGAAUCAAAAAAGCCCAUCCAAUAAAAAGAAGGGACGAUCCAAGAAAGCGCACAUCCUCAGUGCUGCUGUACAGAGAGCUACAGAAAACUUCAUAGCCAAGGGACAGGAAAUCGCCAAUGAGAACCCGGAUAUCAGAGCUGAUCUUAUCGCAGCAUUGGAGGAAGUUAAGAAAACAGGAGAGGAGAUGAGAGAUGCCUCCCAGGACUUUGCUGCUGAUCCCUGUUCUUCCAUGAAACGGGGUGCCAUGGUGCGGGCUGCCCGAGCUCUCCUAUCAGCUGUCACCAGACUCCUUAUCUUGGCUGACAUGGUGGAUGUUCACCUGUUAAUGAAAUCUCUUCGACUGGUGGAGGGUGACCUUGACCGUGUGAGGAAUGCUGCUAGCCAGCAAGAGCUCAUGGAAGGUUUCAAAGACUUGGGAGAAAGUCUGGCUGACUUAGCAGCUAAGGCUCAACAGAGACAAAAUGAUCUGAAGGAUCCUCGUAGACGGGAUGAAAUUGCAGCUGCUCGGGCUGUCCUCAAGAAAAAUAGUAUGAUGCUACUAACAGCUUCCAAGGCUUAUAUUCGUCACCCAGAACUGGCUCCUGCUCGAGAGAAUCGCGACUUUUCUUACCGUCAGCUCCUAGACGCUGUCAACACGAUCUCCGGCGUAGCCCAGGCGUCUGGUGCUUCUGAUGCUCAUCCUUAUGAUGGGGCUGGAGAACUGGCUGCUGCACUUGAUGAACUCAUGCAAAAGAUCAUCAUGGAUCCGUUAUCUUAUAAUGAAGUACGAACACGACAGUCCUUAGAGGAGAGGUUGGAAAGUAUCAUCAGUGGUGCUGCCCUGAUGGCCGAUUCCUCCUGUACUCGUGACGAUCGCCGAGAAAAGAUUGUACGAGAAUGUAACAAUGUUAGACAGGCACUUCAAGAUCUUCUCUCCGAAUACAUGAAUAAUUGUCACGUACCAGCUUCCUUGUAUGGAAAGUUGAACCCCUCCGUGGUUCAGCAAGUCAUUGGCUUUCCAACGGGACGCAGUGAGCCAAGUGAAGGACUGGAACAAGCAAUAGAAAACAUGCAGAAGAAAACGCAGGACUUGCGUAGACAGUUGAGGAAAGCUGUGGUGGACCAUGUGUCCGACUCCUUCCUGGAGACAAAUGUACCAUUACUGGUCCUUAUCGAGGCAGCCAAGGCAGGAGACGAGAAAGGUGUGGAGGAGUAUGCUAAGGUGUUUGAGGAACACGCCAACAAGCUUGUGGAGGUGGCGAGACUUGCCUGCUCUAUGUCCAGUAACGAGGAGGGCGUGAAGCUUGUCCGCAUGUCUGCGGCUCAGAUAGAGAGUCUUUGCCCACAGGUCAUAAAUGCUGCUCGCAUUUUGGCAAGUCGUCCAAGGUCAAAGGUUGCACAGGAGAACAUGGAUGUUUUCAAGGAUACAUGGGAAGGUCAGGUGAGGAUUCUUACUGAUGCUGUGGACGAUAUUACAACCAUCGAUGACUUCCUUGCAGUGUCAGAAAGUCAUAUCCUGGAGGAUGUGAACAAGUGUGUACUGGCCCUACAGGAGGGAGACGCUGACACACUCGACCGAACAGCUGGGGCCAUUCGUGGACGGUCAGCGCGAGUAUGUAAUGUGGUGUCGGCCGAGAUGGACAACUAUGAGAAUGGUCAAUACACUGACAGGGUCAUGGAAGCUGUUGCAAUGCUUCGAGAUCAAGUAAUGCCUAACUUCGCGGAGAAGGUAGAAAUGGCUGUGGAUGCACUUAGCAGUAAUCCCCCACGUGACCCUGAUGAGAGCGAGUUUUAUGACGCAUCCCAGUUGGUUUAUGACGGAGUGCGAGACAUUCGACAGGCAGUGCUAAUGAACAGGAAUCCUGAAGACAUUGAGACAGAUACAGAGGUGGAUUAUGAUGAGAACAGAGAUGAAUCCAUCAGUAGAUCGAGUUACAAGACUGAGCAGGACGACCAGAACAAUGAACGAUGGAUGAUGCGUCAUCUGCCGGAGGAUGCUAAGGAGAAAAUCCAACAGCAUGUUCAGGAGUUCCAAGUUGAACGUCGCAAGCUUGACUACGAGGUGGCUAAGUGGGAUGACAGUGGCAAUGAUAUCAUUGUCAUGGCAAAAGAGAUGUGUAUGAUUAUGAUGGAGAUGACAGACUUCACCAGGGGACGAGGACCACUGAAGAGUACCAUGCAUGUCAUCAACGCUGCCAAGAAAAUCUCGGAGGCUGGAACUGGUCUUGACAAACUUGCUGGAUCUAUCGCUGAUCAGUGUCCUGACUCAGCAUCCAAAAAGGACCUGUUGGCGUACCUCCAGAGGAUCGCCUUAUACUGUCACCAGCUUAAUAUUACCAGCAAGGUCAAAGCCGACGUCCAGAGUGUCAGCGGAGAGCUCAUUGUAUCAGGGUUGGACAGUGCGACAUCUCUGAUCCAGGCAGCCAAGAACCUGAUGAAUGCCGUUGUACUGACAGUGAAGGCCUGCUAUGUAGCCUCCACCAAGUACAAGAUGGCUGGAUCAAAGAGUUCCGUGGUUAUGUGGAAGAUGAAAGCACCAGAGAAGAAACCAUUGGUCAUGAAAGAAAAUCCACGUGACAUUCGCGGCAAAAUACGCAAGAGUGCACCAAAGAAGAAAAUUGAACCUGUGAAGGAACUAAGCGAAUUUUCAGAACUAAAUAUUGACAGCGCGUGCUAAUAGCUUUACUAAAUCUUGGACUUGAGACGCAAAUUGUUUAAGCUUGAAUGACUUAUGAAUGUGGAAAUUUCAGGAGUUCUCUGAAGAUAUUGAGUGGAUUAUUUGUUAAGAUGGGAUGUUGUGGUCAGUUGUUUGCUGAUCUGAUGUUUUCAGAUGUAUCAAUGUUUUGAAAGACAAGUAUAAAACUUUGUCUUGGAAAAGCCACAAUGAAAGGACAAUUUUGAAAGAUGAGUAUAAAAUUUUGUCUGAGAUCUGCCACUGUGACAGUUUUGAAAGAUGAGUACAAAAUUUUGUUUGGGAUCUGACACUGUGGCAAGAUGUAUCAACAAGGUUGUGGAUUGGAAUUUGUGUUGAUGAUCAUGUGACUAUGAUGCCAACAGCAGGAAAUGGUUGUGUGUUAUCAGUAAUAGAGAAUUAUAUUGAAUAUGCAUGAAAGUAUUCACAGAUUAUAAUACAUAACUGCCUGUUAAAUUAAUAUUAUCUCCAUUCAUGUUGAUGUGCCCACCAUCUGCAUGUGACAUCUUUCUGACCUUGCUUCUGUUGUCACAUGGGUAAGUGUUGUUAUGUUGUUUAUCUACUUUCAUCAUAUCGUAUACUGCCAUUACUGUGCAGAAUUUAAGUUUAUUAUGUCUUAAAUGCUGCAUAGUGCUUGUCCAUCACGGGGUCUAAUUUUGAUCAAUCUAAUUAAAUUACUGCAUGUCUAAUUUUAAUUAGAUUUUAUUUUGAUAAAUUUGAUUUACGGUUUUAUGCCAUUGAUUGGUAAAAAGUUGAGAAUAAACCUUCUGAGGAAAACCGUAAAAUUUUAAGUUAGUAACUUUAUAUCUAGUGACCCAUCAGAUUUUCUUGUUCAUUUGUGAUGGCACAAAACUGUAAAUCAUGGAUUUUUAAUACUUUGACUUCAAGUUGUGCUUAAAUGAAUAUAUAUUUUCCUGAAUUUGAAUCUGAAUGAAAAAGGAUUAAUGAAAAGUCUUACUCCUGUUUUGUCCAGUAAUAUCACUAUGAUAUCAAAUUCAUGGAAAUAUUUUAAAUUUUCGUCUGGAAUUUAUGAAUUGUAAGAUUGAAUAUAGGUAAAUACACCUGGGAUCUGACCACAUAUCACUAAAUCAUAUCACUAGGAAACCUGCGAUGUUUACUAGAUAUCUCGCUCCUCAAUAUAAUGUACUUAGAUGGUCAAAGAUAUUUCUGCAGCAUUUAUUUUUUGAUAGAUUUGAGUAUGACAUAAUUUUGGUGGUUUUUUUUUUAGCAUUUUUCCCUUCACUCAAAGUGAAAAUCAUUUCCAUCAGCAAUAUACAUACACAAAAGUUUUUCUCCUUUACUUGAUUUUAGGCUACGUCCAUAUCAAGUGUAUUUCCAUGAUUUUUUUUCAAUUUAUAUUUGAAAUAUUUUCAUAUUCGGUGAAAUAGAUUUAUUAUAUAAUUGAUAUGGUUGACAAUUAAAAAGUGCUAUAUAUAGGAUAUGUAACCAGAUCCAGACAUGUACACAUUGGUGGCACUAGAAAUGGAAACAUGUUGGUUAGAAAUCGGUCAGAAAUCCUGUAUCAACUUUUAAUAUAUCUGUACUGUAAAUUUAUCAUAGGCUUUUGGAUGUAAAUGGAGAUCAUUAUCUCACUAAUUUUGGAUAGAUAUAAAGUGGAAAAAUACAGAUUUUAGAAAAAAUAAGAUCAGUCUGAAAAAUCACAAUUCAUUUUAUAAUUUUACUUGAAGUGAGUUCCUAUAUGUUCAAAUUUUUGGCAAAGCCGCAUUUUUUUUUAACAUUAAAAAGGGCAAACUUAGAAGUAUUUUCAGAGGUUGUGUAAGAUUGUGAAUAAAAGUAUCACUUGUUUGUAUCUCUACCCUUUGAAACACAUGCUAUUGAAAUCCUCACAAAUUAAGUCUCAGAGAUACAGUAUUGCAUGAAGAUGCUUCAUACACUUUGUUACAGGUCAUUAAUUUGUACAUAAUUUUAUACAUGAGGAACGUAUAGACAUCAUGUCAAUUUGCCAUUGAAACAUGUUGUGCAGAUAUAUAUAUAUAUUUUUAGGGAAUAUAACGGAACAUGCUGUUUAUUUGUAUAUUUUAGAAUCUCAGUAGAGACGCUGGACCUAGUCAUAGUAGUCAGUAGUGUUAUAUAGUUGUUACACAUUGGACUGAUCCUUCACUGAACCUUAACUGAACCUAGGACUGAUAAUCAGACUGAUCCUUAGACU
Ylistrum balloti is the source of this 4982-nucleotide messenger RNA. RefSeq names its product catenin alpha-2-like. NCBI's taxonomy places the organism in Eukaryota, Metazoa, Mollusca, Bivalvia, Pectinida, Pectinidae. The record is from RefSeq and is a predicted model, not a curated record. Gene Ontology annotation, molecular function: beta-catenin binding; actin filament binding; cadherin binding. The transcript is spliced from 21 exons. Gene Ontology annotation, biological process: cell migration; cell-cell adhesion. Bases 11 to 2797 code for a protein of 928 amino acids. Gene Ontology annotation, cellular component: adherens junction; catenin complex.